This is a messenger RNA of Diabrotica balteata, 450 nucleotides long. The record is from the annotation of a GenBank genome assembly. Lineage: Eukaryota; Metazoa; Arthropoda; Insecta; Coleoptera; Chrysomelidae.
AUGGACGAUUAUAAGAAUGCUUUAAAAGCUAAACUAUUAAACACACAACCUAAAAAGCUGAAAAAAGAUGGUAAGAAAAAGACUGAAGUAAGGAAUGACAUAGACAAAGAACCUAAAGACUUAACAAAUAGGAAUAUGUUUCCCAGUGCCCAAAUCAAAAUGAGGCUUAUGUCACCAAGUACAUCACCUGCCACAUCUCCGACAAUGUCAAACUCUUCAUCACCAACCCCACCCGCUGUAAGCUACAAUAAAAUUACGGGAAUACCUUGCAAAUACAAUAGACAAAAACUAAAAGGAGAAGAAUUUAAACAUCACUUUGAACAGACAAUGAACGAACAAAUUCGAGACAACAUCAAACAAGUAUACAAUGUACCAACAGUCGAAGAAAGAUAUGAUAACAUAAGGAAUAUCAUCGAUACAGCAACGCAAAGUAGAACUGUCACCCAUUAA